CUCAAAGUCAAAGUCUCCAUUUUUAAGCUUAAAACUCCAUUUUUCUCCAGAAAACAACCAAAACCCAUUUCAAAUGGCCGAUCACCACCACCACCAGCACCGCCCCCAUCGCCUCGCCGUCCCACCACGCACCACCCCCUUCUCCACCACCACCACCACCACAACAACAACCCGACCAUACCCAAAUUACUCCCACCUCUCUACACCAACACCAACUCCAUCAAAACAACGCCUUUCAUCACUCUCAUCAUCCAAAUCAAAAUCAAAAUCAUCAGUUUCAUUUCUGAUUCUCCUCCUCUUCUCCCUCCGCUCUCUCUACUCCCUCCUCCCAUUCCUCCGCUCAUCUCCGUCGUUCUCUCUCUUCCCUUUCUCCUUCCUCGUCUCCCUCCUCUCCUUCCUUCUCUCUCUAGCUUUCUCUUUUUUUCCCAAUUACAAUCAACCCAUCUUCUCCAUCUCUUCAAUCUCACCCGCCCAACACAAGCUUUUAGUCACUAAAUCUCUUCUCCUUGGUGGGGUUUUUCUCCUGAGAUUUCAAGCUCUUCGCUUUUGCGGCACUGCUGCUCUCAUUCUUGCUGAAUUAUCCGGUUCCGUCGCCGCCCGGUUCGUAACUCAAGUGGGUAAGCAUCAAUUGGCGAAUAAUGGUGGUAAAUUUUCCGGGUUUUUUGCGCUUUUUAUCGGGUUGUUUUUGUUAUCCAUCAGUUGGGAUCGGAUUGAUUGCUUCCCAUUUUCGACUUCUUUUGGAUUUUCGGUGUUUCCUAGAGAGAAUUGUGUUCGGUUUUGGUCUAUGUUGUUACCGUUUUCGUCUGGGUUUUUAGGUUGUUAUGAGCGUGUUUCCAUGAACUCUGGCGCUAUCAGACAGCUCGGUCCGAAACGGGUUAGAUUGGUUUCUUUAUUUUAUACUACUUUGUUGCUGUUUAUUCCUGCUUUAGUUAGUUUAACCAUGUUUGAGAGUGGUGAUGAUGAUGUUUUGAUUGCGAAUUUCGGUUGGCCUUUAGUUAAUACUGUAGUUUUUGGAGUUCUUUUAAGUGAAAAUUAUUAUACUGAAGAUAAGUUGGUUUAUUCUAAGGAUUUUCAGAAAGAGUUUUUGAUUACAUUUGUUUGUACAGUUGUUUUGGAGUUGUUUUAUUUCCCUGAGUUGUCUCUUUGGGGUCUUUUGUUAUGUGGGCUACUGUUGUAUAUUGCUGUUAGAAAGUUGGAUCCUCUUUAUUGGAAUUAUCUUCAAUUGGGAUUGGAGUCGUCGGAGUCGCUUAGUUCUUCAAUUAUGAAGCCUGUUAGACAUAUUUUGAGCGAGAGAAAGUCUCGUAAGAUUGCGCUCUUUUUGUUGAUUAACACUGCUUACAUGGUUGUCGAGUUUGCUGCUGGGUUUAUGAGCAACAGCCUUGGAUUGAUUUCGGAUGCUUGUCACAUGUUGUUUGAUUGUGCUGCGUUGGCAAUUGGUUUAUAUGCUUCUUAUAUUUCUCGUUUGCCUGCGAACAAUCAGUUUAAUUAUGGACGUGGGCGGUUUGAGGUUUUGUCAGGGUAUGUUAAUGCUGUUUUUCUGGUUCUUGUCGGGGCAUUGAUUGUGUUGGAGUCGUUUGAGAGAAUUUUGGAUCCGCAAGAGAUAUCAACUGAUAGUUUGCUAACUGUUUCCAUUGGAGGGCUUCUAGUAAAUCUCGUUGGGCUGGUCUUUUUCCAUGAGGAGCAUCACCAUGCCCAUGGUGGGUCCGGAUCAUGCUCACAUUCUCAUUCCCAUUCGAAGUCCGACUCUCAUUCUCACCAGCAUCACCAUCACGACCAUGAUCAUGAAGGUCAUGAUGGAAAACGUCAUGACUGUAUAUCUGUUUCUCACAACUGCAAUGAGAAGACAUUGGCUAGCCACAGUGGUCAUCUUGAACACCAUCAUUGUGACCACCACCAUGAUGACCAUAACCAUACUCAUGAUCAGAACCAAAGCAACCAUGCUCACCAUCAUCACGAUCACAGUGGCCACUCUCACCAUCAUCAUGACCAUGAAUUAUCCUCCCAUGCUCACACUCAUCACGACAGUGACAGUGGUUCCAAGCAGAGAAAUUUGAUAUCCGUCGAAGAAGAAUCUCAAAAACGGGAGCAUCGCCAUAUUGAUCACAAUAUGGAGGGAAUAUUUUUGCAUGUUCUGGCAGACACAAUGGGAAGUGUUGGAGUUGUUAUAUCUACCCUCCUGAUAAAGUAUAAAGGAUGGCUUGUUGCUGAUCCUGCCAGCUCAAUAUUCAUUUCCGUUUUAAUCAUAUCCUCUGUCAUUCCGUUGCUCAGAAACUCCGCAGAAAUUCUGCUUCAACGAGUUCCGAGGGCUCAUGAGCAGGACAUGAGAGUAGCUGUCAAAGAUACUAUGAAGAUAAAGGAGGUACAUGGCGUUCAGAAUUUACAUUUCUGGAGCUUUACGAACACAGAUGUUAUCGGUACAAUGCAACUCCACGUCUCAGCAGAAACCGACAAGGCUUCAUUAAAGGAUCGGGUUUCACACAUAUUUCACGAUGCAGGAGUCAAGGAUUUGACAGUGCAGAUAGAGUGCAUCAAAUGAUUAGCAUAAUCAUUUUUGAGAUGGGUUUCAUCUUCCUGAUAUAUGUGGGGAAGCUCGAGAAGCGAAUGAGAUCUUCACUGGAAUUAUCAAUUGUCGAUUCUACUGAUUCAGAGUCUAUCUUUUUGCUUGUGCUGAGCUUCACGGGUUCGACUCUUUUUUCGAGAGAAGAAUGUUGUCAAGUUAGUAAAGCUUAAUAAUGCUUUACUGGAUCUCUAAACAGUAUUUAAACUCAUGGGUGAUGGAGGAUCAUUUUGGCAAACAUCAAACAGAAAUAAUUAGUGAUUGUAAUGUACCUGUUGAGAAAACAUAUAGAAGUAGAAAAAAGAAGUGCGCUGAUCUUGUAGAUUUGAGGAGGCUGAAGUAAAUUGUAACGUUAAAAAUAUUAUCAUAUGACAUUUUUGUUCUUUCCAAUCUUUCCUCUUGGAGUAAUAAAUUUAUAAUUAAGUUAA
Messenger RNA from Mercurialis annua (annual mercury), 2985 nucleotides. RefSeq lists its product as uncharacterized. Gene Ontology annotation, cellular component: membrane; Golgi apparatus. Bases 74 to 2536 code for a protein of 820 amino acids. The record is from RefSeq and is a predicted model, not a curated record. Gene Ontology annotation, molecular function: zinc ion transmembrane transporter activity. The transcript has a single exon. Gene Ontology annotation, biological process: transmembrane transport; zinc ion transport; intracellular zinc ion homeostasis. Lineage: Eukaryota; Viridiplantae; Streptophyta; Magnoliopsida; Malpighiales; Euphorbiaceae.